CUUGCCUAACACAGACAGGAGCCUUGAGACCCAGAGAGAGACAGUAACUAGUCCAGGGUCACACAGCCUGCAAUGGCCAGCCCUGACAUGGCCAUCCCCAGGGAGCUCCAGCUCCCUGUCCAACACUUCCCAACAUGCCCAGCUUGGGCUGAGGCCCGGGAGACAGCCACCUUCAGGAAGGCUGAAGAGGGGAUGAAGGGGCAGUGCACACAACCCCUGGCAGCAGGCUCUUCUCAACAGAGCAUGUGGUUGCCAGGGUUGCCGAGGAGUGGGUGCUCUCACAAUCAGGCUGCAGUGGGCAUUGUCUAUGCAGAAUGUUCCUUUACCCUCCUGCUGACUCAUAAGGCAGUGGGGCCUGGCCCAUCUCCCUGCCUCUUCUCCUCACUGAGUGCUCAGAGAGCAGAAAACCCUUAUAAACCUGUGCACCUGGGACCUGCGCCCUGUGAGCCCCUUCAUACUCUCUACUCCCUAGCCAUGGCCCGCAUCAUCGACCCGGUGCCCUGGGAGGACGGCUCCUCCCACGUGUACGCGUCCCCAGCCAUCCUGCUCCCAAUGGAACAGCAGCGCAACCAGUUGGCCAGCGUGAAGCAGCAGCUCUACCACCCGGCCCUGCCCAGCCUGCGUCGCAUGGACAUGGACUCUGUCAGGGCAUGCUUGUCGGAUGAGCACUGCCAGUCCACCACCUACUGCUGCAAAGAUGACUUCGACAACGCCUACUUCACACUGCUCGGCGUUCCCAACAAACCCCUGCAGUGCUUAGAUAUCACCGCGACUGGCCAGAGGCUCCGCGACAGGUGCCGCAAGGGAAAGCUGGCGUCCAUCGCGCCGGGCCUCCACCGGGUCGACUGGCCCUGCUUCACGCGCGCCAUCGAGGACUGGUCCCAUUUCGUGUCCUCGGCUGGCGAGUUCAAGCUGCCCUGCCCGAGCAGGAGAGGUGAGAGUUUCAGCGGCUACGCGGUGCGACAUUUGAAGCCGGAGGUGACCCAGAACUGGCGGUACUGCCUCAACCAGAACCCCAGCCUGGACUGGUAUGGACAGAAGCCCCUGCCUUUCAAUUCCCUUCGUGUCAGCUACCUGACCCCUUGGCAUUAAUCUGUGAAAAGAAGGCCGACCCCCCGGCUGCCAGACUGUGCCACCUCAGUUUCCCCAUCAGGACGGAGAGUGUAUGGUGGCACCACCCAUCUCCUUAAGGUUCACCCUGACUGGAAGUAAACCUAAUGCUCCCACAGGGAGAUACUAGUCCCAUGUGUGUGUUUGUGUGUGUUUGUGUGUGUGUGUGUGUGUGUGUGUGUGUGUGUGUGUGACAGAGGCUUUGAGAAGGUCAAGACCUCAAGAUGAUGAUGUCUUACCCUUACCUGCUCCCUACCAACUCCUGGAGGACUGGUGGAGGGCUACAGAAAGCUAUCCAGUGACCCCCAGGUAGAGAGUGAGUCAAGAUCUAAGCCCCAAGGCCCAGCCGGAGGUGGGGUGCUGAGGCAGGCCUGAGAGUUGGGUUGUCUCUGUGUCCAUGUCCACUGCUUGCAGCCCCACAACCAAGCUUCCUCCACUUGAUUCUCUGAACUUGAGCCCUAAAAAUAAAAAAGGGGGUUCAAAAGGGAUUUUUAGACACCUCUCUUGUACCAGUGUUCUCCGGGGGGCUUUCCUGGGCCCAGGGUCCCCUGAGAGGUGGAGGCAGGCUCUGGAGCGCUGGCGAGGCCUAUGGCCUCUAUUCCCUGUGAAGUAGCAGAGCGUAGAAGUAAGAUGAGAUACCUGAGACCACUCAGAGAAGAAAGCUUCCUGGUCCCCAAGGCACCACCAAUGAACAUACCAUGUAAGCAAAAUGUCUGCUCUAUCCACGUGGCUUCAGGACUAGCCCUCAUCUGCCCACCAACCUACAGAAAGGAAGGCAUGAUGUCCUGAGUACAGCCAUGGGCACCCCUGGGCCUGGUUCAGAAUAGCCCCACUCAAACUGGCUAAGGAAGAGUGUCUAUGGCAUGGUUCGGGGGUUGCAGCAACAGCAUCAGCACUUAGGUCCUGGGCCUUGCAGAUAUCCCACCCCCACCCACCUGUGGGCAGUCUACAAGGACAGACCCAGGUCAGCAAAACAGCCACGAAGCUCAAGAACUGUUUAAACAGGACCUUUGGUGCAAGGGUAAUGAAUCUUCUGAAAUCAUGUGCAAAACUGUAUAUGUGUGCAUUUUCCAUGGAAAGGCUCCUUGUUUUUCAUCUGAUUCUCAGGACAGUCAUUGCCUUCAAAGGUUAGAAAGCCCUGACUCACACCCUCCUCCUCCCCUUCCACUAAUAUUUACCAAGCGCCUAGUACAUGCAAGCCAGGUCUCAGAUGGAAGGAACUGAAAGAAUAAUACCAGCCCCUCACUUCUGGACCCUGAUAUACUGUUUAGAACAUAUUAUCAUGUGACCCACGAUCUCCUCAGACCCCACAAGCACCUUGGGAAGUGAGCAGAACUAACGCUACCCCAUUUCACAGAUGGGAAAACUGAGGCCCAGAUCAGGAAAAUAUUAAGUUAGCUUCUGGCCAAACCCAGAACCCAGGAUUCGAAGCGUG
This is a messenger RNA of Hipposideros armiger (great roundleaf bat), 2545 nucleotides long. RefSeq names its product sperm microtubule inner protein 8 (gene SPMIP8). The record is from RefSeq and is a predicted model, not a curated record. NCBI's taxonomy places the organism in Eukaryota, Metazoa, Chordata, Mammalia, Chiroptera, Hipposideridae.